CCGGAUUCUCGGCCGUAGGUAGCAGAGGCCGGGGCCUGGGCCUUGUCCUGUGCGUGGGGACCACUACCUCGCCAUGGCGGCUCCCGGGCGCCUCCUGAUCCGCGGUGGGCGUGUGGUCAACGACGACGCCUCGCAGGUGGCCGACGUGCUGGUGGAGGACGGCGUGGUGCGGGCGCUCGGGCACGACCUGCUGCCGCCCGGGGCCGCGCCCGCGGGGCUGCGGGUCCUCGACGCCGCGGGAAAGCUCCUGCUGCCCGGGGGCAUCGACACACACACGCACAUGCAGUUCCCGUUCAUGGGCUCACGGUCGGUGGACGACUUCCACCAGGGCACCAAGGCUGCCCUGGCUGGAGGCACCACCAUGAUCAUCGAUUUUGCCAUUCCUCAGAAAGGAGGCUCCCUGAUCGAGGCCUUCGAGACCUGGCGCAGCUGGGCUGACCCCAAAGUCUGCUGUGACUACAGUCUUCACGUGGCAGUGACGUGGUGGAGUGACCAGGUUAAGGAAGAAAUGAAAAUCCUAACUCAAGAGAAAGGUGUUAACUCUUUUAAGAUGUUUAUGGCCUAUAAAGACCUGUACAUGGUGGGAGACGUGGAGCUGUAUGCGGCCUUCUCACGGUGCAAGGAAAUUGGAGCCAUUGCUCAGGUCCAUGCAGAGAACGGAGACUUAAUUGCAGAGGGAGCAAAGAAGAUGCUGGCUUUGGGAAUAACAGGCCCUGAGGGCCAUGAGCUGUGCCGCCCAGAAGCAGUGGAGGCAGAGGCCACGCUGAGAGCCAUCACCAUUGCCAAUGCUGUGAACUGCCCCCUGUACAUCGUGCAUGUGAUGAGCAAGUCUGCAGCCAAGGUCAUUGCCGAUGCAAGGAGAGACGGGAAGGUGGUCUAUGGAGAACCCAUAGCAGCAAGUCUCGGCACUGAUGGCACUCACUAUUGGAAUAAAGAAUGGCACCACGCAGCCCACCAUGUUAUGGGCCCACCCCUGAGACCAGACCCUUCAACGCCCAGCUUCCUCAUGAAUCUGUUGGCUAAUGAUGAUCUAACCACAACAGGGACUGACCACUGCACUUUCAACACCUGCCAGAAGGCUCUUGGGAAGGACGACUUUACUAAGAUUCCCAAUGGCGUGAAUGGUGUUGAGGACAGGAUGUCAGUAAUAUGGGAGAAAGGCGUGCAUAGUGGUAAAAUGGAUGAAAACCGAUUUGUUGCAGUUACCAGCACCAAUGCAGCCAAGAUCUUUAAUCUUUAUCCAAGAAAAGGAAGAAUAGCUGUAGGAUCAGAUGCUGACAUUGUGAUUUGGGACCCAAAAGCCACAAGAACCAUCUCAGCAAAAACUCAUCAUCAAGCUGUCAACUUCAACAUCUUCGAGGGCAUGGUUUGCCAUGGGGUGCCACUUGUGACUAUUUCAAGAGGCAAAGUGGUGUAUGAAGCCGGAGUCUUCAACGUCACAGCGGGAGAUGGGAAGUUUAUUCCUCGCAAGCCCUUUGCAGAAUAUAUUUACAAACGAAUCAAGCAGCGAGACCAGCUCCCUCGGGUGCAUCCGGAGCACCAAGGUGGAGGGGGAGGACGCUCAUGCUCAUCAACCUCUGCUCCAAGCACACACACGUGAGAGUUUCCAUGAGUGAAUUAGAGAACCAAGCAGUCUGGAAGCCUCUAAUUGGGUCCAACUCUUCUGAUUUUCAGGUUAAACAGAGAUUAAAUACGAUUUAGCAUUUCCACAUGAAGUCUGUGAGAGAGCUGGCACUGUGGCCUGCUCACUUAACUCCCUCCCAUCUCUUCCCACUGCAGUGUCCAGAGAACCUGAGUGGGGCCUGGGAGGGUGGGAGCAAGUGCAUGGGGAGAGAUCAGGAAGUGUUUUCUGACUGUGGAAUUCUGGGGAGCAGGGGCGUGAAGGGGAAUGCAGGUGACUCUUGAAGCUUCAAGGGUAGGAAGUUUUUUUAUGAUUUAUUUGAGAGGCAUAAACAGGGAAAGAGAUCUAUCAUUUGUUGUUUUACUCCCCAAAGGCCACCGCAGCAGCCAGGGCUGGGCCAGGCUGAAGCUAGAAGCUAGGAACCCAAUCUGGGCCUGCCAGGAGGGUGGCAGGGACCCACAUUGUUGAGUUGUCACCUGCUGCAUCCCAGGGUCUGCAUUAGCAGGAAGCUGGAGUCAGGACUGGAACCAGGAAUUGAACCUCGGGUUCUUAUUUGGAGCAUGGGACUUGAACCACUAGUUAAAAUGGCUGCUCCGGGAAAGAUCUUUUUGGGUAAAAGGAGGGCUUAGACAGGGGGAGUGUGAGUACUAAGGUGGGGAAAUAGACAAGGAUCACAUGAAUGGCUUCCUGGGAUGUGUGAACUCACUAGGACUCAGAUCCAACUGGCUGGCAGGUGACGCACGAAAGCCUCAGGUUAGGGGGCAGCAGAUGGACUAACGUGCUCAGACCCUGCCUCCGAGCACACCGUGGACAGGUCACUCUGCCUCUCUGUGCCUCAGCUUCCUGGUCUACAGAACAACACUAGCAUCAGCAACACUGGAAUAAGUGAAAUAAUACACGAAAAGCCAGUGCCUGGUCCCUGCCAAGGGCUCACCACAUAAUCACUAUUAUGACGAACUGAAUGGAAUCAAGAGAGGGGCGGGCCUUGGCUAAGUUACUUGAUAGCAGUCCCAGAAUUAGAAACCAGUUCCUGCAAUUUUUAUUUCAAUGUCCUUCCUUUCAUCACUUCUUAUGUUUUAAAACAGCAUAUUAUUAUUUAUUUUCUAGGCUAUAUUAGCAUUUCCACUCACAAGACAUAGUGUUCUUACUGUUUCAGUACAAACAUACUUGCUCAAUGGUUUCCUUUUGCAAAAACAGUUUUGAUUGAUUUCAUUCACGCCCUAAUUAAUAUAUCACAUUUACAGUGAGUGCACCACUUACUUUGAAAAAAACCAGAUUUUCAAUUUCCAGGUCUUCAGCCCCUGCCAUUGCAGUCUGACUCCAAACUGUAAGAAAUUAUAUCUGACAUUUAGAAUGAAAUAACUAUUCUGAUUGCUUCUUUGUGUCUGUGGAAAAACCAGCAUUUAUUUUGACCAAAUGUUAUCUUUUCCCCUUUUCAUCAAAUAAAUCAUACUCAUGGCCCGA
Molecule: messenger RNA, 3085 nt
Organism: Lepus europaeus (European hare)
Lineage: Eukaryota; Metazoa; Chordata; Mammalia; Lagomorpha; Leporidae
Gene: DPYS
Product: dihydropyrimidinase
Exons: 9
Coding region: 74-1600 (508 amino acids)
Biological process (GO): pyrimidine nucleobase catabolic process
Cellular component (GO): cytosol; cytoplasm
Molecular function (GO): dihydropyrimidinase activity
Source: RefSeq, a predicted model, not a curated record